Molecule: messenger RNA, 4338 nt
Organism: Capsicum annuum
Lineage: Eukaryota; Viridiplantae; Streptophyta; Magnoliopsida; Solanales; Solanaceae
Exons: 5
Coding region: 104-2869 (921 amino acids)
Biological process (GO): meristem development; meristem maintenance
Source: RefSeq, a predicted model, not a curated record
AAUAUACAGUAAAAAAAAAAAAAAGCUCUAAUUUUCAAGAACCAAAAAAUUCCAAUUAUGCAAAUCUACUAAUUCAUCAAUUGUGUGGGGAAAAAAAUUAGAAAUGGCCGAAGAUAAAGUUUCCGAGUCAGAGAAAAAGUUGGUUGAGAAAAUGCAAGAGUUGAAAAGAAAAUUGAUCAUUGACGAGAUAUUUGUUAGGACUUCUCGAUCUCCCUCUAAAAUUAUAUUAGGGCCGUGUUUUAAGAAUGGGUUACCUCCAGAGCUGUCUCGUCAUUACCCGUUGGCCGAAGGAGAAAAGCUACUUCUACACUCCGCGGAACCUGAUUGGUCGAAAGAUAAAACUACGUUGAGAUCAUGGCCUAAAGUAAGUGGAUCGUGGAUUGAUUGGGUAGAUAGAGUUGAGAAGGCGAAAUGGGAGGUGUGGAAAUCGGCUGAUAUAUAUGACGCCAUUCAGUUGUCGAAACAUGAUAUCCCGAUGGACAAAAACCUUCUUUAUGCUGCCUUGUGCUAUUGGUCGAUCUCCACAAACUCAUUUCAUUUCAGGUUUGGUAUGAUGGGUCCAACAGUACUAGACAUUGUUGCUUUGACAGGACUUAGGCCGCAUGGUGAGGAUGUUAGCGUUCCUCUCGGGAUAGCUAAACCGGUUCGUGAUUUUCCCGAGUUUGGAAAAGUUAAAGAAUGCUUGAAUUACUGCAAGUUUCUCGACGUGUCAAUGGGAGGAAUGCCCGUGACAGAGGAAGAACAUAUAUGUUUUCUGGUUAUGUGGCUUUGCAGAUAUUUCUUUUGUAAUUCUUCGAUUACCAUGAUCGAGCAAUGUACAAAACUGGCUGUUGCUCUUGCUAAGGGUAAAAAGCUUGCUUUGGCGCCGUUUGUCUUGUCGAAUUUGUAUCGUUGCUGCACUGACAUUGUUACGGGAGGAUUUGACGAUGCACGGGGUCCAUUCUUGAUCUUGCAAUUCUGGCUACAGACUUACUUUCCGGAACAUCAACCUUUAACCUCGGAUGACGGUAAUCCUCCCACCUACGGGCACGCCUUGGCUGAAGGAGUUUUGAGACCUAAAACGUUCAACCAAUACUAUCUCUUCUUCAAUAAAUGCUCAUCUCGAACAGCCAGCCAAUUCAUCCCAUUUUCGUCGAGGAAGUUUGGACCUGAAUGGUUUAAGAGGUCGCUCGAUCCGUACUUCCAAAGACUUAAUAGGACAGAGUUAAGAGACAUUUGGGCUAGUUAUCUUAUUGCUCGAGACGUCCCUUAUAGUAUCCUUGUGGAUGAAUCUUUGAAAUGCAAAUGCGGGGUAGAACAUUAUUCUCCGAAUCAGUUCGCUCGACAGUUUGGCAUGACACAGGCUAUCCCGUUCCACCAAUCAGCCAAUGAUCUUUUGGUCAGAAGAGAAACUUUCCGGGAUUACAUUGACGAAACUGAAUCAAGGUUUUCCCAAUUAAAAGGGGAGUUCUCGUUUGUUCCAUUUAAUGUUAAUCCGAGCACUACCGACUUCUUUGAUUUCUGGUGGUCAACUUAUAUGAAAAAUCGGGAUAAAACUACCACUGCUACUGAUGUCCUCAGGAAGAUCUCACUGUGUGUGACGCCUCUCGGUCUGUCCGAAAGGCAAGAAGUUGCUGCUCACAGGUCUAAUGGUAUUAAUAGCAAUUCCCCGUCCGCAGGAAAAUUUGGCCGGAACCUGAAGAGGAAAUGUAAAGGGUAUGGUAUUCCAUCACAAUCGUUUGUACAGCAAGACGACUCCAGACAACAAUGGGACUUGUAUGAAGCGACUGAAACGAUAUCGACUAAAAGAACAAUAUGCAAGAAGGUGAAGACUUCCGCGAUGAAAAUGCCGCUACCAAGGACAACUUCUACCUCACCUUUUACGUCAGCCUUCCCGACAAGCUGUGUUCCUGCCGAUGAAGACGAGAGUAAUGACGAGGAGGAAAUUUCCGCUGAUGAUACAUCAGCCUUCCCUACAAGUUGUGCACCUGCUGAUGAAGACGAGGGUAAGGCCGAGGAGCAUGUUUCUGCUCAUGAUACAUCAGGCUCCGCCUCAUCCUCCACCUCAUUCUCUACUUCUGAAAAAGAAGGCAAAAAAUGUACAGUUUCCCCAUCGUUAGCCGAGACCAGAAGCAAGACAUCCGAUGUUAGUGAACCGCCCUACUGUCCUGUGAAAUUUGACAAUCUGGAAGACUUCUUUGCUCGAGUUAACGGACAAAUUAAACGAGCUCAAUCUCUCGGUUUUCCUGCUGAUCAAUCUUCUCCCAUGGACGAAAAGACAUCCGCCAGGGGAAAUUCUUCACCGUCAGCAGAAAUGCUUGCCACAGCAAAAGACGACAUUGAGAGAUUACUAGCCAUACCUUCUAAGGACUUGCUUCAACCCGAAAACUGUUCAAAGUUAAAUGCAGCACUGUCAAUAUAUGCCUCAUCACCUGAUUUAUCAGUUGAGAGAGCACUCGCGUUUGAGAAACUCAAAGCAAACCUUCCACACCUUUCCUCAACAUACCAUAGAGCUAAGAAGGACAAAGAGGAUUAUUACAAGAAGGCAGCCAAGAAAGUGAUCCUGAUCGACGAGCUAACAAAAGGUCAGGAACACUACGCCAACCUCAAAGAAUACAGCGACAAGCUUGAAUGUACAACGGAAUCCAUCAGAAACCAAAUCAUCAAGUUGAAAGCAAGCUUGAAGGACGCAGAGACGAAGAGAAAAGCCAUCCAGGACCAAAAACUGAGUUUGGCUAAGAAGUGUUUUGAAAAGUCUAAUGCCCUUGAUGAAAUGGAAGAAGAGUCUCUUAUCAUGGAGGGGAUGAAGGAGGUAGCUGAUUCGGACAUUGCUCAAGUUGAAGAAAGCUUAAGAGACCUCAAGAGUAAGAUAAUUGAAUCACAGGUGUAAAUCGCUCUUCCUAUGAAUUUUGAUGACUAGUGAUCCGCAAUACCAGAGCAUGUAAACGCCAUUUUUGUGAUAUAUAUAUGUGUGUAAUCUCUCUUUUGCAUGGCAUCACCAGAUAUAAGCCUUGUUGGUCCAAACUUAUAUAGUGAAACAAGAAUUCUAGAAGUGCAUAGGUGAACUUAGGGGUUUUUGGUUGCUUUCAGCUCGAAUUAUGUAUACCUGAAGGAACAAAUGUAUAUAUUUUAAGCCUGAGUUUGCAUCUUGUUAUGAAAUGUAGGAGUGAGCAUGGUACGAUAUCGAAUUAUCAUUACUGAAUCAAAUUUUUUGAGAUUGUAGUUCUGGUAUUAUGGUAUAUAGAUGAUACAUAUUAUACAUUUUAGAUUCUUUUGAUAUUCGAUGCGAAAUGCUAAAUGUAGCAGGUAUCUUAAUUCAUGGCCUUCUGUAACUGGAAGAUGGUACGAUUGGAUAGAUAGACUCAUAAAGUUCUCAAUGUGUCGGAGGGAGAAACGACUGAAACGGCUGUGACAGAGGAGGAACAGGUAUGUUUUCUGUUUACGUGGCUCAACGAGCAUCUGUUUUGUGACUCUUCUUUAACCAUGAUCGUCUGAGCAAUGCAAAAAACUGGCAUUUGCACGCUCUUGCUGCAGGUAGAAAGCUUGCUUUGGCACCCUUUGUCUUAUUACUCGUGUUGUUAUGUCUGACUGCAAUGCCAACACCAAGACCACCAACACCACCACCAAUGCCACGACAACAACUACCACCACCACCACCAACAGCCACCAAUAACACCACAAACACCCGUCAUUUUGAGUGUUUUUUCUUAUCAGUAUGGCGAGGAAGGCAGAAUCUCCCCGUCAUUAGCUAAUACUAGAAGCAAGACAUCUAAUAUUAUUGAACCGCCAGACAUAUUGAACGAUUUCAAUCUCGUUUUUUCUGCUGAUCAAUCUUCUCCCAUAACUGACCAGUUAUCUGCCAUACAGAAGUCUCCACCGUCAGCAAAAAUGCUUGCCACAGCGAAAGGUGAUAUAGAGAGAUUACUAGUCAUGCCUUCUCAAGGCUUGCUUCUACCCAGAAACUGUUCAGCAUUAUGCUGCAGCACCGGGUUUAUCGGCUGAGAGAACGCUUGCCUUGAAGAAACUCAAAGAGAACCUUCUGCACUUCCGUACUUCUCCUUGACCUUGCGUAAAGCUUAGAAGGACCAAGAGGAGUAUUAUAAGAAAGUGUUCCUCUUUGACGAGCUCACAAAAGAACAGGAACUCUAUACUAGCCUCAAAGACGGCCACAAUAUAGCCAAGUUAGUCUCCCUCAAUACAGUUUAACUCUGUCAACCCUAUACGAGUAGUGAUCCAAAAUCCGAAGGAGGUUCAUGGCCAAGAGGAAAGAUAUGAGGAAAGAUGUCCGAGUAACGGUGAUUUUGGAAUGUAUGCUUCAACUUGUGGGAGUACAUUGGGUACAUUGAUGAUGUUGUAUUG